Pseudopipra pipra is the source of this 8017-nucleotide messenger RNA. Its product is annotated as polycystin-1-like protein 2. The record is from RefSeq and is a predicted model, not a curated record. Gene Ontology annotation, cellular component: membrane. The transcript is spliced from 43 exons. The coding region runs from base 34 to 7482 and encodes 2482 amino acids. Gene Ontology annotation, biological process: detection of mechanical stimulus. Gene Ontology annotation, molecular function: carbohydrate binding; protein binding; calcium ion binding. NCBI's taxonomy places the organism in Eukaryota, Metazoa, Chordata, Aves, Passeriformes, Pipridae.
AGGACGAGUGCCACACAGGGCACUGAGCUGGGAAUGUGGUUGGGGAUUGCAGUUCUGGUUUCUCUUGCUGGAUGCUUGGCUGGGGAGGAAGCAACUGAUGAUGAAGGAAUCCCCUGCUCAAAGUACCAGCAAGCUUUCAACCGUUCCUGCUACGAGUUUGUGAGACUCCAGCAAACCUUCACAAGUGCCCAGAGCUGGUGUGAGAGAGGAGGAGGGCACCUUGUCUUUAUUCAAAAUGAGGAAACUCAAGAGUUUUUGCAAAAACAUAUUGCUGAGGAUCAGGAGUGGUGGAUAGGACUGAUCUCAAACUCCUUGCAGAAUGAAACUACUGACGGGUCGAUGAUUUGGCUGGACACUUCAAAUAUAAGCUACACUAACUGGUACAAGGAUCAGCCAUCUUCCAUCUCAUCUACAUGUGGGUACAUCCUGAAGAAUGCCAAGUAUCAGUGGGGUGUGACUGAAAAUUGCAGCCAGGAAUUUGACUUCAUUUGUGAGUUUGAAUCUGGCCAGAGCAUUGCUUGUGAUAAUUACAAUGCCACUGUGCAGUGUGGAUCUGGAGAAGUUAUUCAAAUUGGAGAGAGCUUCUAUGGACGGAAGACCCCUCAUUACUGUGUGUCUGAGACUCCACUCCAGGAGGAUACAGAUGAAGGCUGCAGCUGGAUCAGUGUCAAAGAUGAAGUAGCAGGCCAGUGUCACGGUCUCCAGGCCUGCCAGGUGACAGCAGAUGGCACUUUCUUUGGAGAUCCUUGUCCAGCUUGGGGAAGCUAUUUGUCUAUUCAAUACCACUGCAAGGAAGGUCUGCAGCUGGUUGUGACAGAUUCAUGUUUUGUCUUUGAAAAUAUCACGGUCAGUCUGAACUGGCUGCUCUCACCAUACUCUGGCAACCUGUCCUGUACCAUCAGCACUGGGGAUGGUCACACUAUUGAUCCUUACUACCCUCCAACACUGGUCAGCAACAUCACACACAGAUACUCCUCUCCUGGAGAGUUCACUGUUUUUGUGGAAUGCACCACCAGCGAAUGGCACGUGAUGGCACAGAGGCAGGUGACUGUCCAAGACAAGAUGGACCAGCUGAGCAUUACUGGGUGCUACAGCCAGUAUGAAACUGGGAACAGCUCCCACUGCCGGGCACUGUAUGGGGAGGUGUUGUGGAUUCAGGUGGAACUCAGUAGAGGCAGUGGAGUGACCUAUAUUAUGUCAGCAGAUAACAUAACACUGGCUGAAUCCAGCAUAAAGGAAGGAAUUGCCCCUCAUAACCUGACACUGGACAGUGCCUCUCAAGAGCUGCUAGGCCCAGGGACACAUCAGCUGGAAAUCCGAGCGUCCAGCAACACGACGGCGUCAGAGAUCUCCGAGACUUUUGCUGUUCACUUAGUUGAGCCAAUAUCUGGCCUUCAGGCUGCAUUGGCUUCCCACACUCUGCAGCUGGGGGAGAAUUUGGAGGUGAAUGUCUCUGUGUCUCGUGGUGCCCCAGCUGAGGUGACGUUUGAGGUGAUGGGAUCGAACGGAACUCACUCUCACACAGAGGAUGGGCCUCGUGGGGAACCUCGGACGUACGUGGUUCCCCUGCCCUCAGAAGGUAUUUUCCUAGUGAAAGUGGUGGCCAAGAAUGCCUUCUCAAACAUGAGUCUGGAUCUUGGAUUCAUCACUGUGUUGGCAAACACUUCCCAUAAAAAAGGUUCUGCUAAGGAAGAAGGCAGCUACAAAACAAAUAUCCCAAAGGCAACUGAUCACAAAAGAGAACCCAAAAUCUCUGUUAAACCAAGUCGCCACGUGGAUCCUUUCACAACUGUUACACUUGGCUGGCCAGACAACAACAGGAAUUCCAGUUUUCUCUGGUCCUGUGGAGCUUGCUGGCCUGCAUGGAAUGAAUGUGUGCUGCAACAGAUAAUCCUAACCAACCAAUCUGAGGUGCAAAUCCCACCUUCCUGCCUUCCUCCCCCGAAAUCAGCAGUGACUGUCAGGAUUACAGUCCGAAACCACGGCAGUGAAGAGAGGCAGGACGAGCAGUGUCUCUAUGUGACUGCAAAACAAGAACUGCAACUGGAAAUCAGGUGUGAGGCAAACUGCAAACCAGUGAAUAUUAGCAAUGAAGUUGUUUUGAGUGUCUCUGGACAGAAGGACUCCCAGGCCAUACAUUAUAACUGGUAUUUGGAUAACACAUCCCAAACCAAGUCUACAACCCUCCCCCUGGCCUGUGGCCUGACUGGUUUCCGGCAGAACUCUUUGAAUUUGCUUCAAAGCAACACAUCCGUGCUGAGAAUGAACAGCUCCUUCUUGCAGACACAGGGAGAAGCUUUUCAGAUUAAAGUAACAGCAGUGACUCAGCGCCGCUACGGGGAGGGGAUGUACCUUGUCAGCACCGUGUCCCCGCCCGGCAUCCCCGCCUGUGCCGUGUCUCCCCAGCAGGGAUCCGUGCUCACCACCUUCAGAGUCUCCUGCAGCGCUCCCGGCUCGGUGGGUUCAUCCCAACCCAGUGCCAACAGGCAGCUCACGUACUGCUUCUACCUGAAACCAAAUUCUCUCCUGGACUGCAGCCCGGAUCCUGAACUCUUCCCAGCCUAUCUUCCACUUGGAGAAGAGGAAAAUAAUUUUAUUGUACAUGUGACAAUCACUGUUAGCAACAGCUUUGGUGAUACAGUUCAAACAAAUGCUUCAGUGAAGGUUGGACCUGCAGAUGGGAUGGAUGGGAACCUGACCCUGCAGGGCAUGGUAUCUGAGAAGGCAAACACCAUCCUAAAAGAUGGGAACAACAGCAUGAGCCUUUUCCAGCUGUACAAAUCACUGACAUCUGUCCUUAACCAGCAGACCCAAGAGGAAAGCUUUAACAUGUCUUUGCAGACAAAUACACGAAAAGAGCUCCGAGGGCUGAUGCUGACAACUCUCUCUGCUGUUAAUGUAACAUCAAUGCAGGCUGCUCUUAAGAUGUCAGAGGUGUUGAAAGAAAUCACUUCCAGGAGUGAAGAGCUGUCUGUCUCAGCACAGGUGGAAGCCAGCAACACUCUGAAAGAUGUCAGUGCUUCCUUGCUCACUGUAAACCCAGAGGACAGCAGAGAUGAUCAGAACCUAAAGGAAGCAGCCAACCAUCUAUUUAAUGCAGUCAGCAAUGUCCUUAAAGCUUCUGUAGAAAUCAGAGCUGCAAACUCUUCAGUGCCAGAGGCAGAACAGGUUUCGGUGUCACACCAGCUCCUGAGUACAGUGGAAAAUCUCCAGAGUGCCCUCCUGUUUGGGAAAGCCCCAGAUGAUGAACCUACAGUGCUCACCACUCCUUCUGCCACAAUGUACACGCACAGAUUACAAACAGAAAACAUGGAUGGCACAUCCAUUAACAUCUCCAAUUCCAGCUCUGCCAGCUUUACUCUCCCACCUGCUUCCUCUCUCAGUGUUUCAGGACUUGAUGAUGAAACAGUGGAUAUAAGGAUGGUGAGCUUUGCUGUGAACCCCUUUUUCUCCAGUGACACCAGUUUUGACAUCAGUGGAACAGUGGGGGGUCUAAGUCUUACUGGUCUGGAUGGCUUGAUCAUACCAGUCAGCAACCUCAAAGAGAACAUUGAAAUCAUGUUACCAAGGCUUUCAUCAACUCAGGAAGAUAAGAUUCUGUUGAAUCUGGGCAAUUAUAGCACUUUCCAAGUCAAUGUUACCUCAGAAAACACAUCUAUAGUGAUCUACCUGGAAUCUGAACACAACAUUCCACUAAUACUCCACUUGGGGUACGGUUAUCACCCAAAUGAGACUAAUUAUGAUAUGAGAAAACAUCUGUUCUCUAAGAAAGCUGCUGAAGGUGAGACAAACACCUGGGUUCUUAGCCCGGAAGAACUCUUUUUUGGAGAAGGAACCUACUAUUUCAUGGUUUUGCAAGAUGUGGGAAUGGAUUCCAAAGUCUAUGCUGGGCUAACCAUAGGUGUCACUUGCUUUGCAUCCCGCUGUGUAUUUUGGGAUGAGCACCAGGGGAGCUGGAACAGCUAUGGAUGUCAUGUAGGACCAAAAACAAAUCCUAGAAGCACACAGUGCCUGUGCAACCAUCUGACUUUCUUUGGGAGCUCCUUCCUUGUCAUCCCCAAUGCCAUAGAUGUCAGCAAAACUGCACAGCUAUUUGGUACAUUUGUGGACAAUCCUGUGGUGGUGACAACUGUAGGAUGCAUCUUUCUGAUAUAUGUGCUCGUAGUUAUUUGGGCUCGAAGGAAAGACAUUCAGGAUGAUGCCAAAGUGAAAAUCACAGUCCUGGAAGACAAUGACCCCUUUGCUCAGUAUCGGUACCUGGUGACAGUUUUCACAGGACACCGCCGUGGCGCAGCCACAACCUCCAAGGUGACUCUCACCCUCUAUGGAAUGGAAGGAGAGAGUGAGCCCCACCAUCUAACUGAUCCUGAUACCCCUGUGUUUGAACGUGGAGGAGUGGAUGUUUUCCUUCUCUGUACCUUCUUCCCUCUUGGGGAACUGCAGAGUAUUAGAUUGUGGCAUGAUAACUCAGGGGACAGCCCGUCCUGGUAUGUGAAUCGAGUGUUAGUCCAUGAUCUGGCAUGGGAUCAGAAAUGGUACUUCCUCUGUAACUCCUGGCUAGCCAUUGACAUUGGAGAAUGUGUCCUAGAUAAAGUGUUCCCGGUAGCUACAGAACAGGACAUGAAGCAGUUCAGCAAUCUGUUUUUCAUGAAGACCUCCAGGGAUUUCCAGGACGGGCACAUCUGGUACUCUGUUUUCAGCCGCUCCCCACGAAGCUCCUUCACGCGCGCCCAGCGCGUGUCGUGCUGCUUCUCCCUGCUGCUGUGCACCAUGCUGACCAGCAUCAUGUUCUGGGGUGUGCCAAAGGACCCAGCCGAGCAGAAAAUGGAUCUGGGUAAGAUCGAGUUCACAUGGCAGGAAGUGAUGAUUGGCUUUGAGAGCUCCCUCCUCAUGUUCCCCAUCAACCUGCUCAUUGUGCAGAUCUUCAGGAACACACGACCCCGGCCAGCCAAGGAGGGGAGACAGAGGAAGCCGGGGAAGAAUGGCCGAGUGUCCCCAAGCGUACCCCUCACCCCAGAGGUCACCCAGGCUGCCUCGCUCACUCCAGAGGCUGUGACAAAGGACAUAAGAAGAAUUGCCAACUCACUCUUGAAAGUCCUGAAGACUCCACCUCUCACCUCAGCAUCAGAUCUUGGAAAAGCAACAAACAUCAACUCCCUUCUGUCAUUGGUUGAGGACAUCAUCUGCCAGCAGAACAGAGCUGGGCAAGGGUUUUAUGAUGGGAGCAAGAAGGAUGGCCCUAUAAUUGUCACUUUAGGUUCUAUGGAUAUGCAAGAAAAAACAAGAAGCCCAAGUCCAGAGAAGAGAAUUUGUGAGCGACCGAAAUACAGCGAUUACAAUCGCUGCUUGUACACACAACUCCAGCAUGUGGAGAUGGAGCUGGAAUUACUGGGGCCCCAUAAAUUCCAGGUGCCUCAGAGUUACACACAAGCUGUUCAUCAGGUUCAGCACAUGAAGAACCUCCUGGAGCCCCGAAUGUGCUCGUCAGCGUCCACCAGUGAGGGGUGGUCCCUGACUUCAAACUUCUCUGGUGAUGACAAGAAGAGUGUUUCUUCCAAAGGACUGCCCUGGUGGUUUGUGUUCAUCGGGUGGUUCCUGGUGGCAGCCACCAGUGGUGUGUCCGGGUUCUUUACCAUGCUCUAUGGGCUGCACUAUGGCAAGGAGAACUCCAUCAAGUGGCUGAUCUCCAUGGUCAUCUCCUUCUUGGAAAGUCUUUUCAUCACACAGCCCUUAAAGGUGCUGGGAUUUGCUGCUUUUUUUGCUCUGGUUCUGAAGAAGGUGGAACAUGAGGAUGUAGAAAACCCAGCUAUUGAUGGGCCUUUAUCUGCACCAGGUGAUUCACACCCUCUCUUUGGAGCCCGAAGGGACAGUAGAAGCAACAUUUACCGGCCACCUCCUGCAGCUGAUGUGGAAAAAAUGAAAAUCAGCUGCAUGAAGGAGCAGAAAGCAUUUGCCCUCAUCCGAGAAAUCCUGGCCUAUAUUGGGUUUUUAUGGAUGCUGUUACUGGUUGCCUAUGGGCAGAGAGAUCCCAAUUCCUACUAUUUGAACAAACACAUUGAGGACAGCUUUACAGCUGGAUUCCACGAUGUCUACAGUUACCAGGAUUUCUUCACGUGGGCAAACACCACCUUACUCAAAAACCUUUAUGGAUCAUAUAAAGGAUUCAUUACAGAUGGCAAUUCCAAGCUGGUGGGGAGUGCUCGAAUUCGCCAAGUAAGAGUGAAAGGAGACACCUGCCCUAUUUCUCCCAAACUCCAGCAUGUAGUUGAGGAAUGCCAUGCUCCAUACUCCCUACAGACAGAAGAUACAGCAGUUUAUGGGGAGCACUGGAAUUCUUCAGUCUUUGAUAACUCCUCUGACCUGAGCUCAGCGUGGCAGUAUCAGAGUCAGUCCAAACUGAGAGGGCAGCCCAGCUGGGGUAAACUGGCCACCUACAGUGGAGGGGGAUACGUGAUUCACCUGGGAACUGAGCCUGGGAAUGCCUCCAGAAUUCUCCAAUACCUUUUCAACAAUGCCUGGCUGGACACCUUCACCAGAGCAGUGUUUGUUGAAUUUACAGUCUACAAUGCCAAUGUGAACCUGUUCUGCAUUAUAAGCCUGAUGUUUGAGAGCAAUGCUUUGGGAGCCUUCUUCACAAGUGCAGAGCUGCAGAGUGUCCGGCUCUACCCCUACACCAACAGCCUCCACAUCUUUGUGGUUGCAGCAGAAGGGAUUUAUUUCCUCUUUAUUGUGUACUACAUGAUAGUACAGGGGAAACUGCUGAAGAGUCUGAGAUGGAGAUAUUUCCACAGCAAGUGGAAUCUCCUGGAGAUGGCCAUUAUAUUGAUUAGCUGGAGUGCUCUGUCAGUGUUUGUGAAGAGGACAAUCCUUGGGACCCGAGACAUCAGUUACUACCAGGAACACAAAGAGAACUCUGUGAGCUUCAGCGAGACAGCGAGAGCUGAUGCAGUUCUUGGCUACCUGAUCGCCUUCCUGGUGCUCCUCUCCACAGUGAAACUGUGGCACCUCCUCAGGCUCAACCCUAAACUAAACAUGAUCACCUCAACACUGAGGAGGGCAUGGGGUGACAUCUCUGGAUUCAUCACUGUGAUUGCAAUCAUGUUCCUUGCCUAUUCCAUUGCUGCAAACCUGAUAUUUGGCUGGAAGCUCUACUCUUACAAAACUCUCUUUGAUUCAGCAGAGACCAUGGUCAGUCUUCAGCUGGGAAUCUUCAACUAUGAAGAGGUCUUGGACUACAACCCAAUUUUAGGCUCCUUCUUAAUUGGAUCCUGCAUCAUUUUUAUGACAUUUGUGGUACUGAAUCUGUUCAUUUCGGUGAUUCUGGUUGCUUUUAGUGAGGAGCAGAAGCACUACCAGGCUUCAGAAGAAGAGGAGAUUGUUGAUCUAAUGCUAAUGAAACUCUUCAGUUUCUUCGGGAUUAAAUGCAAGAAGGAAGAGAAGCCAGUCACUGACGGGCAGCUGGAGCAACCUGUCAGCGAGUGAACGACGACCACAUUGAAAAGUCACUUUGCUUGUGGGCAAAAUAUUUACUCGUUCGCUAUCAGCUGCAGUGGUUAGGGUUAGGUUAGGUUUUAGGCUUAGGUUAUCGCAGCUUCUCAUUAGAACGGGCUUACCCAAGGGAAUGGCGUGAAGCUGUGUCAGGGGAGGUCUAGGUUGGACAUAAGGAAAAGGUUAAAGAGGGUGGUCGGGCACUGAACAGGCUCCCAGGACAGUGGUCGUGGUCCCAAGCCUGAGGGAGUUCAAGGAGCCUUUGGGCAAUGCUCUCAGGCACAUAGUGGGAUUCUUGGGGGUGUCCUGUGCAGGGCCAGGAGCUGGACUUUGAUCAUCGGUGUGGGUCCCUCACAACUCAGAACGUUCUGGGAGAAUGACGCGGUGUCCACCAGCGAGCCGUUCUCAGCGUGUUAUUUUGCAGUUAACAGCUAAGAAGUAACGCUAAACCUAAGGCGAAACGUCCCACGUGCGCUUGCUGUAGAUUCGACACCUGUAUUUAUUUAAUAAACACUGAGCGUCUGUUGCA